This is a messenger RNA of Vespula pensylvanica (western yellowjacket), 1001 nucleotides long. It is a transcript of the gene eEF5, whose product is annotated as eukaryotic translation initiation factor 5A. Gene Ontology annotation, biological process: positive regulation of translational elongation; positive regulation of translational termination. The record is from RefSeq and is a predicted model, not a curated record. The coding region runs from base 162 to 644 and encodes 160 amino acids. Gene Ontology annotation, molecular function: ribosome binding; translation elongation factor activity; RNA binding. The transcript is spliced from 4 exons. NCBI's taxonomy places the organism in Eukaryota, Metazoa, Arthropoda, Insecta, Hymenoptera, Vespidae.
GGCGCAACAAGAUCUUCUGGUUAGAGUAUCCAUUUUGAUCACAUGUGAGUAUCUCGAGCUGUUCUCGAUUUCGGUGAAAACUAAUGGUGCUAAUUGUCUGAACGAGCGAAGGAAAGUUAAGAAUUCGACAGUGAAACACCAACUGACCUACACAAUCUACAAUGGCAGACAUUGAGGAUACUCACUUUGAGACUGGUGACUCUGGUGCAUCAGUAACAUAUCCUAUGCAAUGUUCUGCACUGCGUAAAAAUGGUUUUGUCAUGUUAAAAUCUCGACCCUGCAAAAUUGUGGAAAUGUCAACUUCCAAGACUGGAAAACAUGGUCAUGCCAAGGUUCACCUUGUAGGUAUUGACAUAUUUACCUCAAAGAAAUAUGAAGAUAUUUGCCCUUCUACACACAAUAUGGAUGUGCCGUUUGUUAAGCGAGAAGAUUACCAGCUGACAGAUAUAUCUGACGAUGGCUACUUAUGUCUGAUGGCUGAUAAUGGAGAUCUCCGUGAAGAUCUUAAAAUACCAGAUGGUGAAUUAGGAGCUCAAUUACGUGCUGAUUUUGAGGCUGGAAAAGAAUUACUUUGCACCGUAUUAAAAGCUUGUGGCGAAGAGGUGGUAAUUGCCAUCAAAACCAACACUGCCCUCGACAAAUAAUUGUGUUCAGUUUUAAUCGUACACAACCAAACUAUCCGCUUAGCCAAUCGACACCUUAUCAUUGGUAAAAAAAACAUAAGUCCACAGUUCCAACCAACAGCAGUUCAGCAGCGGACAAAAACAUCUUUUUAUCAAAGUAACAUCUACUUACUUACUAAUAUUCAAAACAAAACACAUGCUAAAGUUUCUAAGCAAUGUAAGACAAGAAGAAUUGGGUUUAUGGAAUUCGCAAUACCCAGUUUUAGACAUACACAAUUGCAUACACACACAGGCACACACAUACGUUGUUUGUUAUACAAAAGAUACAACUUUUCAACAAAGAGUUGAUUAAGAAAUAAAAAUUGAAAAAAGCCUUUA